CAAUGCUGAUCCUCUGCUCCUCCUCCUCCUCCUCCUCCUGACCCCCCAAUCAAUCACCAACCUCCGUUCUGCCGCUGCCUCCCCCGCCCCGAUAUAUAACCCACCUCGUCCCCAACUGCCAUUUCUUCUCCGUUCUCCUAGCUAGCUCCCACACAUCCUCGAAUCACAGCCUCACACCUCCUCCCCUGAUCGACCACCCUGCAGCUAGCUUCGUGCCCGCAGCCAGCACCGAUCACACGCUAGCUGCUGCUGCUGCUGGGGCGACCGACCGGCCAUCCAUGGCGGUGAAGGACUGCGGCGGGCACAAGGGCGGGGGCUGCGAGUGCCACCGCCGGCGGCUCUACCGCAAGUGCUGCGGCGCGCUGCUCGCCCUCGUCCUCCUCGCCCUCUUCAUCAUCCUCAUCGUCUACCUGGUGCUCCGCCCCCACAAGCCCCGCUUCUACCUGCAGGACCUGGCGGUGCUCUGCCUCAACGUCACGCCGCCCACCUCCGCCUACCUCUUCACCACCAUGCAGGCCACGGUCGCGGCGCGCAACCCCAACGACCGCGUCGGCGUCUACUACGACGAGGCGGACAUGUACGCGCAGUACAAGGGCGUCGCCAUCACCGUCCCCACCCGCCUCCCCGUCGCCUACCAGGGCCACCGCGACCAGUCCGUGUGGUCGCCGUAUCUGAGGUCCAUGGACAGCGUCGUGCUCCCGCCGCAGCUCGCCGUGGCGCUGGCGCAGGACGAGACGGCCGGGUACGUGCUGGUGGACGUGCGCGUGGACGGUCAGGUGCGCUGGAAGGUGGGCACGUGGAUCUCCGGCCACUACCACCUCCGGGUCAACUGCCCGGCGCUCAUCAGGGUGAACGAGGGCAAGGGCAGCUACGGCGCCACCACCGGCGGCGGCCCCGACUACUUCCGCUUCCAGCAGGCCGCCGCCUGCGCCGUCGACGUCUGAUCAUGCAUCAUCGGUUCGACCUCCACCGAUCCAUGCAUGUGUCCAAAUUCAGUGGAAUCGAUUGAUUGCUUCUCCUUCUAGUCUCUUUCUUGCUUCUUUUUAGUCUCUUUUUGACUUGUUGAUCGAUUGGUUAAAGAAAUGGAUGAAAGAAAAAAAGUACAACUGAAGCUUCGAUAGUA
Molecule: messenger RNA, 1123 nt
Organism: Aegilops tauschii subsp. strangulata
Lineage: Eukaryota; Viridiplantae; Streptophyta; Magnoliopsida; Poales; Poaceae
Product: NDR1/HIN1-like protein 12
Biological process (GO): defense response to other organism
Cellular component (GO): plasma membrane; plasmodesma
Source: RefSeq, a predicted model, not a curated record